UACAGUCAACAAGAGGUCACUUUGCGCCAGAAAUACACUCAUUACUGCUCCUCUGGAACACUGCCAGCCAAAAUGGACACCACAAUGAGUGAGAACGCCGAGGAGCGCUUCAUCACCGACAACUCCAAAUCCACAAAACCACAGCCGAAGCAGCAACUCUCAAAAGCAAUGGAGCACAUGCGCUUCGCCGUAACCGUCGACCCCAUACCACGUUCCUUGUCAAGCUCCACGCCCACAUCGCCGCCUCGCUCGGACACGAAUACACCGCAGCCCACAGCUGAACCCGAGAGCGACGCAUACGGCGUCCCCGCGUCCAUCGGCCCCAUCCGCAAGCCUGCGCACCGCUCGCACUCACCCACCAACAACCAAAAGCGCAGCGACCCCUUCGCCUUUGGCUCGCGCUUUCUCGAAGAAGGCGACAACAUCUUCGAGUUCAACGCCUGGGACCACGUCGACGUCGACCCCGCAUACCAAACCUUCUCCUCUGAGCAGUACGAACGGCAGCGCGCAGAACCCGUGUCGGACUUCGACAAGAAACGCUUCAACGACAAUCCCGAGAAGUGGUGGAACAUCUUCUACAAGAACAAUAAGACGAACUUUUUCAAGAACAGGAAGUGGCUGGCGCAGGAGUUUCCGGUGCUGGAUGAGGUGACCAAGGAGGAUAGUGCGCCGGCGGUGGUGUUGGAGGUUGGUGCUGGUGCGGGUAACAGCGCGUUCCCGAUUCUGCAGAAGAGGAAAAACAAGGGCUUGAAGAUACAUGCGUGCGACUUCUCGAAGAAGGCUGUUGAGUUGAUACGGGGACAUGAGUUGUACGACCCAGAGUUUAUACAGGCGGACGUGUGGGAUGUAGCUGCGUCGCCGGAAUCAGAAAACGGAGGCUUGCCACCUGGAAUCACAGAGGGCAGUGUGGAUGUCGUGCUCAUGAUCUUCAUCUUCUCGGCGUUAAAUCCGAAACAAUGGGACCAGGCGGUGAAGAAUGUAUGGAGGGUGCUCAAACCUGGCGGGCAGGUGUUGUUCAGGGAUUACGGAAGGGGCGACCUGGCCCAGGUGCGAUUCAAGAAAGGGAGGUACAUGGAGGAGAACUUUUACGUGCGAGGCGAUGGUACACGGGUUUACUUCUUCGAGAAGGAAGAGCUGGAGGAGAUAUGGGGCGGCAAAGAGCGCUCGUCUCUGCCAGAGCCGGAUACACAGAGCGGCGAGCAAACCAACGGACAGGCCGAGUCGGCACAACAACUAUCCGGUCUGCAAUUUGACAAGGAGGCCGGAGCUUCGGGAGAAAUUUCGGAUGCUACGUCCCCACGGCCCAAGUUCGAGAUCGUACAUUUUGGCAUCGAUAGACGCAUGCUCGUGAACCGGCAGCGGAGACUGAAAAUGUACCGCUGCUGGAUGCAGGCUGUGUUCCGGAAACCAGGACAUCAGAGCGAGGUGCCCACGAGUACGUUGAGGCAGGAUAAGGAGAAAGAGGGCGGCGAGGGCGAGGGCGAGGGCGAGGGCGAGGGUGAGGGUGAAGAGGCAUGAAUUCUAGAAAAAGCUAGUGAACAUUUGGAGAGAGAGUAGGCGUUAUCCAAUGCUCCUUCCCUCGGAGGACUCACCUUUCGCCAAGGUUCGAGCCAACUGUGUUUGCAUCGAUAUUUAAGUUGUCAUCUUUGACAGCUCCUACUACGCGUUAAGUCAUGCUUCUUUUCUUGACACGCACUGUCUGAUCGCAUUGUGCCUGCGCGUUUCCGCACGCACCGACCAACCGGAGCACGUUGACGUCUCAUCUGAUCUCGUCGACGUCCGACACUGGAUUACAGUUUAAAUGGAUGAUACCUCUAGUAGGUAUCGAUUCGACUCUGGUGCCCUGGCAGAAGAUCUCAAUCGAGACAAACAUAGUUGAGAACUCGACAUUGUGUCACGCAAC
Messenger RNA from Paraphaeosphaeria sporulosa, 1903 nucleotides. RefSeq names its product S-adenosyl-L-methionine-dependent methyltransferase. Lineage: Eukaryota; Fungi; Ascomycota; Dothideomycetes; Pleosporales; Didymosphaeriaceae. Bases 73 to 1518 code for a protein of 481 amino acids. Gene Ontology annotation, molecular function: tRNA (cytidine-N3)-methyltransferase activity. The record is from RefSeq and is a predicted model, not a curated record. The transcript has a single exon.